This is a messenger RNA of Arvicola amphibius (Eurasian water vole), 1732 nucleotides long. Its product is annotated as RLA class II histocompatibility antigen, DP alpha-1 chain. Gene Ontology annotation, biological process: positive regulation of T cell activation; immunoglobulin production involved in immunoglobulin-mediated immune response; antigen processing and presentation of exogenous peptide antigen via MHC class II. The transcript has 5 exons. Gene Ontology annotation, molecular function: MHC class II protein complex binding. The coding region runs from base 120 to 884 and encodes 254 amino acids. The record is from RefSeq and is a predicted model, not a curated record. Gene Ontology annotation, cellular component: MHC class II protein complex; membrane. NCBI's taxonomy places the organism in Eukaryota, Metazoa, Chordata, Mammalia, Rodentia, Cricetidae.
UACAGGAAGCUGGCCGGUGUGUGUGGGGGUCACCCGUCUCCAGUCUGUCUCAGCUCUUCAUCACGGUCCUGUGAUCACAGUCAUCAGCGUAGAUCCCCAACCCGUGCUCUGAGGGGAGAAUGUUCCAGAGUAAAGCUGAGGUCCUGAGAGCCUCCUUCCUGACUUUCCUACUGAGCCUCCCAGGAUCUGCGGACAUCAAAGCGGACCAUGUAGCACUGUAUGACAUAUUUGCACAGACGCAAACGCCGUCGGGUGACUGCAUGUACGAGUUUGACAGCGAUGUGCAGUUCUACGUGGAUCUUGACAGGGAGGAGACGGUCUGGGGCCUGCCAGAGUUCAGCACGGUCUACGGCUUUGACGCCCAGGGGGCUCUGCCCUACAUCUCCCGCCUGAAGAGCAACCUGAGAGCCUUGAUCCAGAGACACAACAUCACCCAGGUCCCCAGUGAGCCUCCCGAGGUGACCGUGUUCCCCAAGAACCCAGUGGAGCUGGGUCAGCCCAACGUCCUCAUCUGCCACAUCGAUAGGUUCUUUCCUCCGGUGCUCAAUGUCACAUGGCUUCAUAACGGGAAGCUGGUCACUGAAGGGACCUCUGAGACCAUCUUUCUGCCCAGCACAGAACUCAGGUUUCACAAGUUCCACUACCUGACCUUUGUGCCCACGGCCGAGGACGUGUAUGAUUGCAGGGUGGAGCACUGGGGCCUGGACCAGCCGAGCCUCACUCACUGGGAAAUGCAGGAGCCACUCCAAGCUGCCGAGACCAUGGAGACUGUGGUCUGUGCCCUGGGCCUGGUAGUGGGCCUGGUGGGCAUCGUCAUUGGCAGUGUGUUCAUCGUAAGAGCUCUGCACUCGGGCCACGACCCCUGGAUCCAAGGACCCCUGUGAGCAACUCUGGAGGUGAUGACUUUCUAAAAAGAACACAGCCUUGGGAAGCUGCCCUGAACUUGUCUCUGCCUCCGUCCUCAGUUGUGAUGUAGGCCCAGCUGUCCUGGAACUCUCUAUGUCCCCAGCUGGUUUUGAACUCUCAGAGGUCUUUGCCUCUCUGAAUGACUUGCUGACCUUAAAGUGCUAUGUAUGCCCUUAGUAUCGCUGUCAGCAAAGCAAAGGCAGCAAGAAGGAGUUGCUGUGAUUCUCAUCAGAUUGGACUCUCUUCCCUGGCCUCCACAGCUCUGGCCUGGACUCCUUUCCCUGGCCUCCACAACUCCGGCCUGGACUCCCUUCCCUGGGCUCCACAGCUCCGGCCUGGACUCCCUUCCCUGGCCUCCACAGCUCUGGCCUGGACUCCUUUCCCUGGCCUCCACAACUCCGGCCUAGACUCCCUUCCCUGGGCUCCACAGCUCCGGCCUGGACUCCCUUCCCUGGGCUCCACAGCUCUGGAUUCCUGCAUGAUCACUUUGCUGUCUCCUUCCAGAGAAUUCCUAAGAACAACUUUUUCUGUUUCUGAACUGGGAGACUCAGCCUUGCUGGAUGGAACAGGCCACUUAUGACAAAUGUCUCCUAACAGUGUGGCUUCAAAUGACGCCAUGGGAGCAGUUACCAAGGGUUCUGUCCUCGCUUUGGGGGAGAGUUUCAGAGUUUGGAUUGUUCCUGGAGAGGGGACAACAGUGAACUGGGAUGAAUAUUCAUUUGGAUGUAGUUUGAGGACUACAGUGUUUGCCGGCAUUGUUUGAGCCCCUGAGGGAAGAGAUUGGCCCUGCCUCUUGUUUGACUGUAAUAAAAUGCCUUUUGGUAAA